AACGAAUUUUAAUUCUUGUAGAAUAACUAUUAUUUUUUUAAAGUGAAUUAAAAGAAUACUUAAUAACAAAUUAUUUUCUUUAGUUUAAAGUAUUGAAAAAAGUGCAGCUUUCUAUUUAAAGAGAAAUCAAGUACUUGUUUUUCUUUCAGACGUUUCUUCUUGACGUGUCACAUUGGAUCAAUUUUUAGUUAAAAAAUACCAUUCUUGAAAGAUGCCUGGGUUACAGAAAAGUUUACGUUACAUUUUUUAUUGAGAUUUUUUUUAGUUUACUAGUGGCGUUAUUUAGUAGACAAGUCAUUAAAAAGAUUAAAAAUUUUUAUUCAAGUGAAACGGUUCAUUUAAAAACACACGCUAGUAUUAAAGUUAUUUAAAUUUGGAUAGUAAAACAAAUCCAUUCAUGGUAGAUAGUAAUAUUGCAACGGCAAGCAGAACGGUAGUACCGAUAGAGGGUUCAAAAAAGUAUACCAGUGCUGAAGUUGACAGCUGGACGCCAACCCAAGUCCAAUACAUCACAAAACAAGAACAAUUGACACCCACCAUGCCUCCUCUCAUUCAUCCGACUAUAUCAACAAAUCAUUUUCAAUCGAACCAUUUAAAAAAUGUCGAGUUUUCCCCAAAUGUCGCACAUCCCUUAUAUAGGAUGUACGCACCCUCCUCUGGAACAGUAUCACAACCUUUUUCUUACCCUCAUCCGUCGAGUUUAUCAACAGCUGUUCCAUGUCCUUUAGCCUAUCAACCAGCAUCGAUGUAUAAUCCCCAAAUGAAUACAACAAAUUAUUGGUAUUCGCAUCCCACACAACCGUUUCACUCCACAAUGAACAAGGGAGUUUUUAGUAAAACAAUAAACGGACAUUAUUCAAUGAAUCCCAAUUGUUGUAACACAGAUUUAAAAGAACCUUAUGGAAAUACUUAUAGUGCACCAAUGAAAUACCCUUUACACACUUCGAGAAAGUCAAAUUUAAAGGCAAUCGCUCGCUAUUACGAUGAAUAUAUGAAUUUUGGAUCUCAAGUUGUGCCUUGGAUUUUUGGUUUCCUUAAAUCUUGUUGCCUCUUUCAACCUUUCUCGGAAUCCAAUUCUUCAAUAAAAAAUCGACCUUUAAAUGAAUCUCAAUUUCAUGUUGAAAAUGUUUGUGCUGAAUGCGGUCAAGUUGUAGGAAAACGUGAUUUAUUGUCUCAGUCAAUGAUAACAAAACAACCGUAUACCGAAUUUCCCUCUACGUAUGACAGUGAGAAGAAUACUUCUGCAACUUAUUACGAAGGGUACGAAGGGUGGGAUAUUUGUGUGGAAAAGCGUGGAGUCACGAAAAGUCUAUCGACUUGUAAGCCAAAUUUACCUUUUUUUGAUGUGGCUCCACCCCGUUGUUUUAAACAACCCUUGCCACUUUCUUCACGUAAUAAAAGACAGGAAUCGAAAGUAUUAAAAGAUACUUGUUUUGAAAAAGAUGACAACGGGCGUAUUCUUCUUCCUACUUUUUCAUAAAGCAUUUCAAUUCAAAAAAUAAUAACAAAUAAUAUAUAUUGUUUAUGUUGUUUAUCAACUUGGAAGUAUCAAAAAAAAAUAUUACUGCUAUUACAAAAAGUAAUAAAAAGAAAUCAACUUUUUUUAUUUAAAGAAUAACAAGUAGCAUUAUUGAAAAACGAGUUGGUACUUGAUAAAAA
Molecule: messenger RNA, 1659 nt
Organism: Hylaeus volcanicus
Lineage: Eukaryota; Metazoa; Arthropoda; Insecta; Hymenoptera; Colletidae
Exons: 8
Coding region: 398-1480 (360 amino acids)
Source: RefSeq, a predicted model, not a curated record